AAAUUAAAAAAAAAAAAGGUAAAAAGGAAAACCCACUGAUCUCUAUUUCUCUGAAGCUUCUCCACACUUUCGCUCAGCCGUAGCAAACGGAGAGCCAGUACCACCGGCCCAAGCUAGGGUUUCUGGCGGGCCGCGAAACUUUCACUGUUUCUCAAAGCUUCUCCGAAAGAACUUUCAGACAACUAAUCUAUUUUUUUUUUCUUUUGCCUGAAGUUUCCAAUGACGAGGGCCCCAGCUGCAGCAGUGAACACGGGAGGCCGAACUUCAGUCCGAAUUGUUGUCGCUGGAGACCGUGGGACUGGGAAAUCAAGCUUGAUUGUCACCGCCGCGGCCGAAAGUUUUCCGCAGAAUGUCCCUCCAGUUCUGCCACCGACAAGGCUGCCGGAAAAUUUCUACCCUGAGCAAGUGCCCAUUACAAUCAUCGAUACCUCAUCUCGUGCGGAGGAUAAUGGUAAGGUUGCUGAAGAGUUGAUUCGGGCUGAUGCUGUUGUGCUUACCUAUGCAUGUGAUCAGCCACAGACACUGGACCGUUUGAGUACUUUCUGGCUUCCCAAACUUCGUCAACUAGAGGUGAGGGUCCCAGUUAUAGUGGUCGGCUGUAAACUGGAUUUAAGAGAUGAGAACUAUCAAGUGAGCCUGGAACAUGUGAUGUCACCAAUUAUGCAGCAGUUUCGGGAAAUUGAGACUUGCAUUGAAUGUUCAGCAGCAAAACUGAUUCAGAUUCCUGAGGUUUUCUAUUAUGCACAAAAAGCUGUGCUUCAUCCAACAGCUCCACUGUUUGACCAAGAAACGCAGACUUUGAGGCCCCGAUGUGUACGUGCCCUAAAGCGGAUUUUUAUUCUUUGUGACCAUGACAGGGAUGGUGCUCUCAGUGAUGCAGAGUUGAACGAUUUCCAGGUUAAAUGUUUCAAUGCACCAUUACAAGCUUCUGAAAUAGUGGGUGUUAAGAGGGUCGUGCAAGAAAAGUUGCCUGAAGGAGUCAAUGAACGUGGCCUUACUUUGACAGGAUUCCUAUUCCUUCAUGCACUAUUCAUUGAAAAGGGGCGUCUAGAAACUACAUGGACUGUCCUGAGGAAAUUUGGAUACAACAAUGAUAUAAAACUUAGAGAUGAUCUCAUCCCAUCUCCGUUGAAAAGAGCUCCUGAUCAGAGUGUGGAGCUGACAAAUGAAGCUAUUGAGUUUCUCAAGGGGAUUUUUGACUUGUUUGAUGGUGAUGGUGAUGGGACACUCCGACCUCGUGAAGUUGAAGAAAUAUUUUCUACUGCUCCAGAAUGUCCUUUUACACAGGCGCCUUAUAUGGAUGCUGGAGAGAGAAACGCAUUUGGAGCGCUAUCACUUAAUGGCUUUUUAUCAGAGUGGGCCCUCAUGACACUCCUAGACCCAACUUUUAGCAUGGAGAAUCUGAUUUACAUUGGUUAUACUGGUGACAUUUCAUCUGCUAUUCGUAUAACUAGAAAGAGGCGUUUAGAUCGCAAGAAGCAACAAUCAGACAGAAAUGUUUUCCAAUGCUUUGUAUUUGGCCCUAAGAAGUCUGGAAAGUCUGCAUUACUGGAUUCGUUUCUUGGAAGGCCACUUCCUGAUGUUUACACUCCAACCACUGAGGAUCGCUAUGCAGCCAAUAUUGUUGAACAACCUGGGGGAACUUUAAAAACCCUUGUGUUACGAGAGAUUCCUGAAGACGGAGUUAGAAAACUUUUAUCAAGUAAAGAGUCUUUGGCUGCUUGUGAUGUAGCAGUUUUUGUUCAUGACAGUUCUGAUGAGUCAUCCUGGAAAAGAGCAACUGAGUUUCUGGUUGAAGUUGCUGGUCAUGGUGAGGAUACUGGCUAUGAGGUGCCUUGUCUAAUUGUAGCAGCUAAAGACGAUCUGGAUUCUUUCCCAUUGGCCAUACAGCAUUCUACAAGGGUUAGUCAGGAUAUGGGAGUAGAGGCUCCUAUACCUAUCAGCACAAAAUUGGUUGAUUUCAAUAAUGUAUUCCGUAAGAUUGUAAGUGCUGCUGAACAUCCGCAUUUGAGCAUUCCUGAAACUGAAGCCGGAAGAACCCGCAAGCAGUACAAUCGCCUCAUAAAUCGAUCUCUUAUGUUCGUUUCUGUGGGAGCUGCAGUUGCCAUUGUUGGACUGGCAGCUUAUCGUGUAUACUCUGCAAGAAAGAGUGCCUCUGGUUAAGGAUCGAUCAGCUAAGCUGGGGCCUGCUUUCGGUGGUUGUUUGGGGGCUAUGAUCUUCAAAUUCCCGCUCUGUUGGGGUUCUUUUAGAUGCUUUGUGUAGAGAAAUUAAAAUUCUAUCCAAUUAUCGCACAUAUUAAGCUUUUAUAUUCAACUCUUGCUUUCUUGUUAGGAUUUUAGGAAGUGGGCUGAGUUUUACUUAUAGCCAACUUGUUUACCAUUUAGGAUCGUUCCUAAUGGGGCAGUGGUUGAAGGGUUUUUUGAAGUAGAAUAUUAGCAGAUACACAAUGGAAUUAAUUCUUGUGCAGAACGUGGAAUGAGAAAAUUUUUGCCUGAAA
Molecule: messenger RNA, 2498 nt
Organism: Ziziphus jujuba (common jujube)
Lineage: Eukaryota; Viridiplantae; Streptophyta; Magnoliopsida; Rosales; Rhamnaceae
Product: mitochondrial Rho GTPase 1
Exons: 15
Coding region: 220-2163 (647 amino acids)
Biological process (GO): mitochondrion organization; small GTPase-mediated signal transduction
Cellular component (GO): mitochondrial outer membrane
Molecular function (GO): calcium ion binding; GTPase activity; GTP binding
Source: RefSeq, a predicted model, not a curated record